AUUUUUUUUGGGGGGCGAUGCCGUGCUGCCCUCAGCCAUCCCCCCGUGCCCAGGUGAACCAGGGGAACAUGCCUGGCAUCCAGAGCACCUUCCUGGCCAUGGACACGGAGGAGGGCGUGGAGGUGGUGUGGAACGAGCUGCUCUUCACCGACAAAAAGGCCUUCAAAGCUCACGAGAUGGCCGUGCUGGAGAUCCAGACCAACGGGGACACGCGGGUGUCGGAGGAGGCGAUCGCGAGAGCGCGGCACUCCCUGGACGAUCCCAACAUGAGGGAGUUCAUCCUGUCCUGCCUCACCCUGAACCCCGACAGGCGCCCGAGCGCCAACAGCCUCCUGUUCCACCGCGUGCUCUUCGAGGUGCACUCGCUGAAGCUGCUGGCAGCUCACUGCUUCAUCAACCACCAGUAUCUGAUGCCCGAGAACGUGGUGGAGGAGAAGAUCAAGGAGCUGGACCUGAACAUGGUGAUGGCCGAGAUCCGCAGGGAGGGCCGGCCCGGGGCACAGUGGAGGUACUCCGAGGUUUCCUUCCUGGAGCUCGACAAGUUCCUGGAGGACGUCAGGUGGGCUUCAGGGGAUGGAAUCAUCUCCUGUUCCCUCCUGUGUCCAUUCCAGGAAUGGGAUGUGGCUGAGCCUCUGGCCUUGCAGGUGGUGCAGAUGCAGUGCAGCAUGGAGCUGAACGAGGACAAGAGCCAGUGGCACCUCACGCUGCUGCUCAUCCUGGAGGACAAACUGCACCGACAGCUCAGCUACGACCUGCUGCCCACUGACAACUCCAAGGAUUUGGCCACGGAGCUGGUGCAUUAUGGAUUCAUCCACGAGGACGACUGUGAGAAGCUGGCCACGUUCCUGGAGAGCGCCUUCCACAAGCACCGCUCCCAAAGCCUGUGAGCCCCCGUUCCCAGGGCAUCCCAAAGGGCUCCUGAGCCACCGAAGUGCAGCAGGACUCACCUGGCCGGGCCUUGGGCCCGCGGGGAUUUGCCCAAUCCGUGCUCUGGGAAGGCAGCAGCUGAAGGAGGAGCCGGCAAACCCCAGGAACUGCAUCCCGGGACUUUGGGAAUCGUGGUCCCUGCUCCCAGGGGAGGUGUGGGGCACUGGGCAGCUCCCCCCCAGCAGCCCCUUCCCACCGGGGUUUGUGGAGCUGCUGCAGGAGCCCCAUGGGAUCCUUUUCCCUCUGGGAAUAAUUGACUUUUCAAAGCU
Molecule: messenger RNA, 1196 nt
Organism: Sturnus vulgaris (Common starling)
Lineage: Eukaryota; Metazoa; Chordata; Aves; Passeriformes; Sturnidae
Source: RefSeq, a predicted model, not a curated record